This is a messenger RNA of Apiotrichum porosum, 1293 nucleotides long. RefSeq lists its product as uncharacterized. NCBI's taxonomy places the organism in Eukaryota, Fungi, Basidiomycota, Tremellomycetes, Trichosporonales, Trichosporonaceae. Gene Ontology annotation, cellular component: cytoplasm. The record is from RefSeq and is a predicted model, not a curated record. The transcript has a single exon. Bases 1 to 1293 code for a protein of 430 amino acids. Gene Ontology annotation, biological process: maturation of SSU-rRNA.
AUGGUCCCCCGUCCUGCUCCCCCGCCAUCGGACGACGGGUCCGAGGAGGAGGUUGGCACCACGCUCCUCGCCCUCCCCGACGGACCCAUCGAGGCUGGCGCCGCCCCCUCGCACACCACUUCCUACAUUGGAGGCUACCCCGCCUUCCCUCCCUCCACGGCUUCCUCGGCCCCCGCGGCCGUCAAGUGCGGCGUGUGCCAGGAGCCCAUCCCCCUCCUUGCGCAGGUGUACGCACCCCUCGUUGACGGCGAGAACGACCGCACCGUCUACGUGUGGGCUUGUGCCCGUGCUGCCUGCAAGCGCCGCGAGGGCAGCAUCCGCGCCUUCCGUGCCAGCGCCCGCAACGAGGAGUACGUCGCCGACGUUGCUGCCAAGCGCGCCGAGGCCGAGCGCAUCGCCGCUGAGGAGCGUGCCAAGGCUCGCAUCAACCCCUUUACGACAAAGGACGCGCCUACCGGUGGCCUCUUUGGCUCGGCUCAGCCCCUGUUCGGUGCGGCCGCCGCCAACCCCUUUGCUGCUCCUGCCCCCGCUGGCGAGGCCGCUCCGGCUGCUGCCGUUGCCGCCCCCACCGAGGCCGUUGCGGCCCUCUCGAUCGCGACCGAGCCCGUCACCCUCGGCCCUCCCCUCCCUGCCUACCAGCCGGCCCAGUACCUCGCCACCAUCGACGAGUACCUCCCCCUGCCCGAGUCGGACGACGAGGACGAUGUCGACAGCGACGACGACGAGACCCCCGAGAUGAAGGCCGAAUGGCGCGACGAGGGCUGGGAGCGUCUGCUGCCCAAGGGCGUCGACGACAUUUUCGAGCGCUUUGUCCGCCGCCUCGACAGCGCCGAGGACGGCUCGACCCAGGUCCUGCGGUACGACUUUGGCGCCGUGCCCCUCCCUUACUCGUCGAGCUCGGCGCUGUUCAAGAAGCUUUUCCCCGGCGCGCCCGUGCGCGCCCCCUCGUCCGAGGAGGAAGAGGUCUACCUCGCCGACUGGUACAAGCCCUCGUUCAUCCCGCCCUGCCCGCGCUGCAAGGGCAAGCGCGUGUUUGAGGUCCAGCUCGUGCCCCAGCUCAUUAACGUCCUCCGCCCCUCGGCCCUCAGCACCACCGGUGCCGCGCCCGUCCCGGCCCCCGCCAAGAACCUCACCGAGGACGAGCGCAAGGCCGAGCUCACCCGCCUCGCCAAGGGCGAGGGCGAGAGCGAGAUGGAGUGGGGCACCAUCAUGGUCUUCUCGUGCGAGAAGGACUGUGUGGGUGUCGGCGAGGAGUGGGUCGGCGUUGAGUGGGAGGCCGUCGUCGAGGCCUAA